Lethenteron reissneri (Far Eastern brook lamprey) is the source of this 2609-nucleotide messenger RNA. RefSeq names its product EF-hand domain-containing protein D2-like. Gene Ontology annotation, molecular function: calcium ion binding. Lineage: Eukaryota; Metazoa; Chordata; Hyperoartia; Petromyzontiformes; Petromyzontidae. The record is from RefSeq and is a predicted model, not a curated record.
AACUCCGCACUACUACACACAACUCCACGCUAUCCACGUGAAGCUCCACCUCAGCCCACUCCAUGCCACCCCGCGGCACCGCGCUGCCCCCCGCCCCCCGCGUGCCGCCACGGGUAAAUUUAGCGCGGGGCGCGGACCCGCGGGUCAGAGCUGCGGGAGACGAGGAGGAGGAGGACGCGGAUUCGGAGGACGAGCUCGGGAGAGGCCAUGGCGAGUGACGAGCUCGCUCGGAAGCUGCAGCGGCGCCUCACCAUCGGCGCUGCGGAGGAGGAGGCGGCUGAGACGCGCGCCGCCGUCGGGGUCACAGCGGGGACCGAGGGGCCCCCCUCUCAGGGCCCCCCUUCUCUACCCUCCCCCUCUCAGGGCCCCCCAUCUCUACCCUCCCCCUCUCAAGGCCCCCCCUCCCAGGGGCUCCGCCGCGCCUCGGCUCCGGCCGGAGCGGAACUCCAAGGGUCGUGGCGACCCCGUGCCGAAGGGACCGAGGGGACGGGAGCGAUUCUCGGGGGGAGCAGCCACGGGAACCGGGAUUUGGGGGAGCGAGUGGAGCUGCCUCCCGCGGAAAGGGGCCCCCGGAUCAUCGCGGGGGAGAGGGGGGGGACCCGGGUCCCCGAGCUGCUCUCCCGAGCGCAGAGACGCGAGGUGGAGCGCGUCUUCCGACUGCACAACUCCAGGAAGGACGGCUACAUGGACCUCAUGGACCUCAAAUGCAUGAUGGAGAAACUGGGCGCCCCACAGACACACCUGGGCCUCAAGGAGAUGAUCGCCGAGGUGGACGAGGACUUUGAUGGGCGGCUCAGCUUCCGGGAGUUCCUGCUGAUUUUUCACAAAGCGGCGGCUGGGGAGCUGCAGGAGGAGAGCGGGCUGCUGGCGCUCGCUCGCCUCUCGGAGAUCGACGUCUCCGCCGAGGGAGUCAAGGGAGCCAAGAACUUCUUCGAAGCCAAGGUGCAGGCCAUGGCGGAGACGAGCCGCUUCGAGGCGGAGAUCCGCGCGGAGCAGGAGGAGAAGCGGCGCCAGGCGGGGGAGCAGCAGCAGCGUCGCGCCGCCUUCCGCCAGCUCCAGUCAGCCUUUGCGAACUGAAGCCCCGGGGAAUCGAUGCAUCGCUGCCACCGGCAUUUGUCUCUCAUGUCGGCUUUCCAAUGCACUUCUUAUUUGAAUGGCCAACACGUUUGGGUGAUGGUGGAUACGAAUGUAUAGUCCCUUCCAAAAAAACACAUUUUACUGGGGAGCAGCAUAACCUGUAUACUUCAUGUAUAUUUUAAAUACAUGCGUCUAGAGUGGCAGUGAAAGGGACUGUUACUCAGCUCGCCACGGCUGUUGCACUUGAUACGAAUGCUCGCUCUGUUUCAGACGCAUCAGCGGUCAGCUCACGCAUCGCACCACACAAAGCUGCCGAGAAAUCCUUGCUUUGAGUGCCACCACCGUGGAGUGAGUUGGCCCUCCUGGCGUGAGCGGUGCUCAUUACUGUGUGUGCGGUGGUGGUGGCUGCAUGAUCUAUUACUACUACUUACUAAUCGUUAUCCGUGCUGCCGAUGGAGUUGAGCAGUGACCUCGUUUGAACCGAGUCCCCAAAACGGUUGACCUUUUUUUAAACAACGCACUGCCCUCGUGUCAGUCCAUUGCUGGAUGAGGGCCUCCCCACACCGUGCGGUUCGCAGUGUGUUGUUUGACCAUACUUCACGACGCUGGUCAGUGCGGCUUGAUGAAGGAGGGGGGGGCAGAAGUAGUUGGGGGUACUGUAUAGCAAAGUGCAGCAAUGGGAUUUGGUGAGAGUGCUGCACUGCCAUCUGCUGGCACCGUGGUCAUAAACAACAGAAAUGGGAGAUUAACCUCCGCCGUGGGCAGGACCCAUCUGGCAUGCUCCACCACCCACGCUGCUGCUGCUGGGCUCAGGUGAGCCCGAAUCAGUGGUUCCAGUCGUGGGCGCGUUUCAUCCUCACGCACGGGUCACUUCUGAUGCACGCGUCCCGUCUCAGUGUUCGACAGCCCCACAUCUACUCUGAGCUGCACAUUUUAUAUAAUGUAUGUGAUCAGAAUCGUCAUCUUUAUUUAGACUGGAGGAAUCCGAUGAGCCAUGGAGCUCUUUGACACAUGACACGCAACCCCUGCACCUCCGAUGAGCACGGUUGUCUACUUAUGGUGCGAAAGAAGUUCAACAUACAAUCGUUUUUCAUUUGUGUUCCGUGUGUUAAAUACAGUUUUGUGUCAAAACUAGGACCCAUAUCGAACAUCUGGCAGUUUGCCAGCAUUGGCCCAAGCAAGCCUGACUGCUGAUGAGUCCACUGAAUAUCGAAGCUGGUCCAGUUUUUCUUGUUGAACCAAUUCUGCUGCAGUGAUGCACUUCCAUAAGGCCGUGCGGCUGAUGGGAAGUGUAAAACAACUACAUAUGUUAUAUUAUGUGCAGGGACAUAUGUGCUUAUUGGUUCACGCUUUUGUCCUUGACCGUAAGUCAUAUCCGGGGGGUUAGUUAGGGUCGUGAUAGCCAGGAUGAUGUGCAGCACGCGUAGUGCACGUGGAUGGGCGAUCGACAAUAGGUUGAUUUGCUCGUUCAAAACCGAAAACUAUUCCCAGCACCGUGGCAUCUGUACUGUUGUAACAUGUUCAAAGUUUUU